Sclerotinia sclerotiorum 1980 UF-70 is the source of this 1188-nucleotide messenger RNA. RefSeq lists its product as hypothetical. Gene Ontology annotation, biological process: mRNA splicing, via spliceosome. The coding region runs from base 1 to 1188 and encodes 395 amino acids. NCBI's taxonomy places the organism in Eukaryota, Fungi, Ascomycota, Leotiomycetes, Helotiales, Sclerotiniaceae. The transcript has a single exon. Gene Ontology annotation, molecular function: RNA binding. The record is from RefSeq and is a predicted model, not a curated record. Gene Ontology annotation, cellular component: U2-type spliceosomal complex.
AUGUCUGGCAAACGUAUGACAGCAAAUCCAAUUAAACCAUCACGAUACCGACCUGGCAAGGCGCAUCUUGAAGAAGAUGAUUCCUCUGAUUCUGGGAGUGAUGUAGAAGAAACAUCUACCGUUGCUCCACCCCCAAAAGCUUCUACCGCAAUUGGAAUUUCCAGCAGUUCGAAUAAAGUUGACUUGAACGAAAGGAGGAAAGCUGCGGCUUUCAAAGAAAAUGCGCGAAUACAGGAAGAAAAGGCUUUAAAAGCUGCAGAAGAAGAGGGUUUUGUGACGGAGGAAGAAAGUGAAGAAGAGGAAGGUAGCGAAGAGGGUAGUGACGAGGAUAGUGACGAGGAAGAGAGUAGUGAAGAGGAGGCACCGAGAAAGGUUAUGAUGAGGCCGAUAUUUAUCAAGAAAGAUAAAAGAAACAAUCUUCCUGGGGCUUCUAAAGUUGAGACCAAAACGGAAGAUGAAUUAGCUGAGGCGGAGGAAGCACGGAGGAAGAAGUUGGCAGAUGAAAUAGUCGAGGAACAAAUCAGGAAGGACAUUGCUGCGAGGGAAGCAGGCAAAAAGAAUUGGGAUGAUGAAGAAGAGGAGGAUGAAGUGGAUGAUACAGACGAUAUAGAUCCCGAGGCAGAGCUUGCAGCAUGGAAAUUGAGAGAGCUCAAGAGGAUCAAGAGGGACAGAGAAGCGAUUGAGGAGAAAGAAAAGGAAUUGGAGGAAGUCGAGAGAAGAAAAAAUCUGACGGAGGAAGAAAGGAAGAGAGAGGAUGAUGAGUAUAUCGCGAAGCAGAAAGAGGAGAGAGAAGGGAGGGGAAAGAUGGCAACAAUGCAAAAGUAUUACCACAAAGGAGCCUUCUAUUCGGACGCAUUGGCCGCAGAAGGCUUAGACAAAAGAGAUAUCAUGGGUUCCAGGUAUGCGGAUGAUGUGCAGAAUCGAGAAUUGCUCCCAAAAGCAUUACAGAUGAGGGACAUGACGAAAUUGGGCAAGAAAGGAGCCACAAAGUACAGAGAUUUGAAAUCGGAAGAUACGGGGAGAUGGGGGAACUUUGACGAUAGGGGCCCGAAGAGGGGAGGAAUGGGAAUGGGUGGACCUACAGAGGAUGAAAGAUUCAUGCCGGAUAAAGACAGAGGGGGUGCGAGUGGUGCUAAUAAUGUCCCCGUUGGUGACGAGAGUCGUCGAAAGCGUCAAAGAUUUGAUUAG